AGAGCCAUAACCCCCUUCUCAUGUCUUUGUAAUAUUAUAUUCUAUGUUCAACUAUACAUUGCUACCUUUCUUCUAAGCACAAUUUCUUGUAGUCAUAUAUAUUAAAAUAUACUAUUUUAUUUUCUUUUUUCAUUAUUACUAUUGUAUAAAAUCCUCCUUUCACUUUUUCUGCCUAUAUAAGAAAAAUAUAUUAUUUAGCUUCAAUUCUUUAACCCCCAAACUUCCAGCUAGCUACUCUAUCCCUUGAAGUAUUCUUAAUUUAUCAUCAACCUUUGCAUAGUCCAGAUUGCGGUUCAGAUUGCAUAACUUAUAUAGCAGUGCAACUACGCUUGGCCACAUUUAUAAUUUAAUCAAGCAAUAUGGAAAUUUUGAAAAAAAAUUUGUCGUCAAACCACGUGCAUCGAUUUAUGAUACAACAUGAGCCAAUUCUGGGGAAUGCCAAAUGUGGUGUAUGCAAGGGUGAUAUUUCCGAACCUUAUUGUUUCUACAAGUGCGACUCCUGCAUCUAUCGUUACGCAGUCCACGAAAGAUGCCAUCAAAUCGACCAUCCCUUUCAUCCUUCCCACCCACUUAUAUUGCAUACUGAUACAGACUUCUUCAUAUGCAACUCUUGUCACAAGCGAGCCUUUGAUAAUGGUUACUAUGAAUGUGCUGAAUGUGAUUUCUAUAUGGACGUCAAAUGUGCGAGAAUGCCUUUGGUAACAUGUGAUGAUUUGGAUCAAGAGCACAUACAACAUUUUACUCACCAACAUCCCAUGCCACUUAUUAAUCCGAUUACAAGGGAUGGAUUUAACAAAGAAAACGAGUGCUGUGCAUGUCGCUUUCCAUGCUCAGGUAGUGAACCUUAUUAUGGUUGCGAAAGAUGUGAGUAUUUUUUGCAUAAAUCAUGUGCUCAGUUGCCACAGCAAAUCCAUGGUGCUUCUGUUCAUAAAGAACACCCUCUAACUCUUCAUAUUGCAAAUCGUGAAUUUCUUACUUGCACCUUAUGCAAAAAGAGUCAUUUCUUCUCUUUCGAAUGUGGUCAGUGUAGCAUUCAUUUUUGUGUGAAUUGUUCUACUAUGACGCAAGCCGUAAUGUUUGAGUAUCAUGAGCAUCCUCUUUACUUUCAUGAGAGGCUACACUCUGAUCUCGUCGACCAGUGUGACAGCUAUGAUUCUUAUUGUAAGAAUCCUAUUACGAGGGGUACUGAAGAACUCAAUCAUACCAAAUCAUCCAUGUUAGGCUGUGUCCAAUGCAAUUUCAAACUGCACUUGCUCUGUGGUCCACUACCCAGCACUAUCAAAUAUGAAUAUCACAUACAUUCUCUUCUUCUGGUUGAUCAAUUGUGGAAAAUGACUAUGGAGAAUACUGCUGUGAUAUUUGUGAAAAGGAAAGGGAUCCACGACUUUGUGCUUACUUUUGUGAACAUUGCAAGUUUGUUGCUCAUGUGCACUGUCUAUCUUCAGAGAUUAUAAAGGCAUUAAGAGGAGAUCUUAAAGAUAUGAAGCUGAAGACAGUAGGAAAUGAUCUUUGGAAAUUCUCCGAAGAAAUAAAUGAUAAUGUAAGAGUAGAAGAGACAGAGCAGGGUAUAUCAUUGACUUUAAGAGAUUUAAUACUUAAAUUACCUGACGAU
Messenger RNA from Humulus lupulus (European hop), 1612 nucleotides. RefSeq lists its product as uncharacterized. The transcript has 3 exons. Lineage: Eukaryota; Viridiplantae; Streptophyta; Magnoliopsida; Rosales; Cannabaceae. The coding region runs from base 360 to 1454 and encodes 364 amino acids. The record is from RefSeq and is a predicted model, not a curated record.